AUGAAGGUGAUCGUUAAGUCGUUUGAUACCCGAGUCAUAGACACAAAUGACUGUCCAACUGCUGCAGAUCUAAAAAUUUUACUGGCAAACAAAGACAAUUUGCCACUGGAUAACUUGCAGUUAUACAACUGUGGAUCGUUAAUUAGUGAUUCUCAAUCUUUGGUAUCUCUGUCGAGUGACGCAUCUAUCGAUGUCGUUGUUCCGGCAUUAGGAGGUAAGGUACACGGAUCACUUGCGCGUGCUGGUAAAGUUCGUGGGCAAACCCCGAAGGUUGAAAAACAAGAAAAACGGAAGUCUCCACGAGGUAGAGCUAAGCGUAGGAUGCAGUACAACAAGCGAUUUGUAGCAGUUGUACAACAACCUGGUGGCAGAAGAAGAGGCCCGAAUUCUAAUGAUAAAUGACCAAGUCAGUGGAGUGCAACAGAAAAGUUUGCAAGUAUCCCCUAACACCACAGGUUACUAAUAUCAAACGAUGCCACAGUGAGAACUAAUUUUUCUAAAAAUCACUUAGAAUAAAAACUAAGUAAAAUGAAAAUACACAACUUGUACAUGAUGACAGCAUUUGGAUAGUUAAUUUGAAUGAAAAUGGAUGUAAAGAAAUAUAUAAAGGGGCACCAUAUGACUCAGAGAAAAUGUGCACUGAAUUGCUCCCGUCUGUUUGUAUUAUGGUGCUUUCUUCCAGGUAAAACGGGUUUGUUAUUUCGUAAUCAGUAUGUAUCAUUGCAAUAAAUUG
Molecule: messenger RNA, 733 nt
Organism: Schistosoma mattheei
Lineage: Eukaryota; Metazoa; Platyhelminthes; Trematoda; Strigeidida; Schistosomatidae
Source: the annotation of a GenBank genome assembly